Messenger RNA from Zonotrichia albicollis (white-throated sparrow), 2149 nucleotides. NCBI's taxonomy places the organism in Eukaryota, Metazoa, Chordata, Aves, Passeriformes, Passerellidae. The record is from RefSeq and is a predicted model, not a curated record.
GCAACAAGGUCUACGUGCACCCCGAGUCGCCCAACACCGGGGCGCACUGGAUGAGGCAGGAGAUUUCUUUCGGAAAGCUGAAGCUAACGAACAAUAAAGGUGCUAACAACAACAACGCACAGAUGAUAGUACUUCAGUCCCUACACAAGUACCAGCCCCGACUUCACAUUGUGGAAGUGACCGAAGAUGGUGUUGAAGAUCUGAAUGAUUCCUCAAAGACUCAAACGUUUAUUUUUCCUGAAACGCAGUUCAUAGCAGUUACAGCAUAUCAAAACACUGAUAUUACACAGCUCAAAAUUGACCAUAAUCCUUUUGCAAAAGGCUUCAGAGACAACUAUGACUCCAUGUACACAGCUUCCGAAAAUGACAGAUUAACUCCAUCUCCCACGGAUUCUCCUAGAUCCCACCAGAUCGUCCCUGGUGCCCGAUACAGCGUGCAGCCAUUCUUCCAGGAACAGUUUGUCAACAACCUGCCCCCAGCCAGGUUUUACAACGGUGAGAGAACUGUCCCUCAGAGCAAUGGCCUGCUGUCCCCGCAGCAGAACGAGGAGGUGGCCAGCUCUCCCCAGCGCUGGUUCGUGACGCCCGUGCAGCAGCCCAGCGCCAACAAACUGGACAUGAACUCCUACGAGACAGAGUAUUCUCACAGCCCCUUGCUCCCUUACGGCAUCAAAUCCCUCCCGCUGCAGACGUCCCACGCUCUGGGAUACUACCCCGACCCGGCGUUCCCGUCCAUGGCAGGCUGGGGGAGCAGGGGCUCUUACCAGCGGAAAAUGACGACAGGACUAACUUGGCCCUCCAGAACGAGUCCCCCGGGAUUCACUGAAGACCAGCUUUCCAAGGACAAGGUGAAAGAAGAAAUUGGCUCGUCCUGGAUAGAGACUCCACCCUCUAUAAAGUCUCUAGAUUCAAAUGAUUCUGGGGUCUACACAGGCGCUUGUAAGAGAAGGCGGCUUUCCCCUAGCACUUCCAGCAACGAAAAUUCCCCGACAAUGAAAUGUGAGGACAUUAAUGCUGAGGACUAUAGCAAAGACACUUCAAAAGGCAUGGGCUACUAUGCCUUCUAUGCUAGUUCUUAGAGCAUUUUUUUUUAUUCCAAUUGGCUGUUUUGGUUUUUUGGUGGCUUUUUAUUUUUUCAGGGUGGCCUUGGGUUUUUUUUGCAUUACAAUUGCCAAAAAGACUCUUGCCUUCCACCUUGAGUUGUUGUGUGCAAUUCUAAAGAAGGUGCCAAAGCUUUUUGACUGUUGCAGGUAACAAAGUAGGGAAAGAGCAAACCAUGGGAGAUUUCUUCCCCUUCUUUUAGAAGGAACCAUAUGCAGAAGCUGUAAGGAGUAUACUCUAGUGUCUAAAUGUGUGGCAUAUUUAUUGGAGACACUAAAGUAUACAGUUUGGGUUGGCUCAGAAGCCUGAUUAAAUCUAUGCACUCCUGAGCAAGGAAAGAGGGGGUGGGAUCCCAAAUUUAAUUUCCUUCCCUGCUUAAUAAAAGGGAACUGGGUUGCAGGGAAAUGCACAAAUGCUAUGUUCUGCUUUAGACUGAGCUGUUUUUUCAACCCAUCAACAACACAGUUGGCUGAGUUGGAUAUUGCUCAGCUACAGCUUUUUCUUUUGGCAGAAAAUGCCAAAAUAAGGCCUGCUUGCCAGGCAGGAUUUUGACUUGAAGGUUUUGUUGCCAACAGGAUUACAAUGACAAAUCUGACUUUUCUUAGCUUAGAGCUUGCAUUAAAAAACCCUGCCUCCAUCCCAAAAGCCUAACCUUUAUUAAGGUGGCCAAAAACCAAGUGUACAUUUGGUGUUUUGUCUAGGUACACUGUAGAAUAUUGUGGAAUAAUGUAUAAAUAGUUGACCUAUAGCUGUUCAGUUGGAAGGACAUCCGGUGGUGUAUUGAAGUUCAAAAGGCAUUUUUUGAUUAAUCAAACUUAGCUUAUGACACAUUGCAAAAGGAGAUUUCUAUUUAUGUGUAUGUCAAGUGACUUUUACACUGCCCUGUAUGAAACUGGAAGUGAUGUAACUUUACCCAUUCUUGCCUAUACUUUCAGCCAUUUUAAACUGCCCCAGAGCAACUGGCCCACGAAGUUUUUCCCCUUCCAAUAAAGUUGUUUCUGUUUUUUUCUAUGUAGAUAGUAAUAAUUUUUAAUAAAUGUGGUGGUGC